UUAAGUGUGAUACAUUCGUUUUUUUCAGAAUUCGUGGAGACCUAUACAUAUACCUAUCAUCCCACCAAUGUGCCUAAGGAUCCCAUUUUCCUGACCACCCAGAGGAACCUGACGGUACGGGAAGGCGGGAGAGCUGAACUACCAUGUACCAUUCAACAUUUGGGAACUAAAAAGGUGGCGUGGCGCCGUGUGGACCAGGACGAGUUUCUGACCAUCGGGACAAUGGCCUGGUCUCCGGACGCCCAGAUGGUUGUGAAACACACCAAACACAGUGAAGAGCUGGAUGACUGGGUGCUCAUUUUGCCCAAGCGGUGUCACUAACGGGGGAGCAGUACGUGGAGCGUGGGGAACAAAUCAAGCUGACGUGUAAUGCCACAGGAGGCAAACAGAUCGCCGAUCAGAUAGAUUGGUUCAAGGACGGUAACAUCAUAGCGGGUCCUCAAUACAAAGACUACAUCAUCUUCACAUACCGCUUGCACGAGCACGGAGCCCUGGUGAGCACGUUACAAGUGGACAGGGCCACGACAGAGCAUGCUGGAACCUACGUCUGUAGGUCGUCCUACAACAAACUCAAGGACAUUGCUGUCCAGGUGCUCGUAGCUGAAAGAGACAACGUUAAACGGGGAACGGUGUCAUCAAACAACUCUUCGCCAUGCCCAGUUCAGAGGUCAACUAUUUGCAUCCUCUUCUGUCUGGUGGUCACUCAGUUAACACUGCAUGACUGACCAACAGACCACUUCAGCCCCAUCGUCCUCCGACAGACUCAUCAUUCAUCAGGUCAUCACAAAAACAUUGACCAUCGCAUUGACCUUACUCUCAAACCACGAAGCACCUUGUUAAUGUUGUACAAUAUUAUUAUAUACGUUUACUCCCAGUUUUCAGUUUAUCUGUUUUUUUGCCUUUCUUGAUUCUAAUGACUUUUUUGUGUAUAAUGAACACAGAUCGUGCAGCAGUUUCAAGCACUGUGCCCUCAUUCCCUUUUAAAGCAUAAUUAUUGGUAUGAUAACAUGUUGUAACAAUUACCUUAUCCUUAUUGUAUUUCUGUCGUGUCAAAGAUUCUACUCCGAGCCUAGUAAUGCUCGCAAGAUAUGAACCAGCAUAGACGAGUUACCUUUGUCAUAUUGAAAAAAGUUUAGGAUAUUAUUGUCCACUGUACCUCUGAUUUACAUGUGUGUGAAUGGUUAAUCUUUCUCGCACAGUACAUUAUGUUAAGUCUGCUGUAGGUGUCCGCUAGUUUGGGUGUUCAUUUUGUUUUUGUGAUGUUGUGUUUCUGUGUUUACCUUGGCUGUGUAUUCAGUAAUACUAUUUUUAAAAGGUUUCAAGGUCGACAUUAAAACCCUAGCUGAGAUGUAUCCUACCUGAUCCAAUAAUUAUUUAGUUAGUUUUUAUAUAUCUGAAAGAUGGGUCAUUUACUUUUGAGAGGUGGGGGUUUUCUUCAGUCAUAUUUCCUUAUUAUAACCCAUAAUUUAUAACGCUUCAAGGACGUAGUAGACGCAUGUGGAAAGUGGGACGAGUUGACUCCUAUUUGUUGCUACUUCAACUAAUUGCUAUAAAAUGGAACGUAAGAUUGAACCCCGCGUUAAGUUCAAAAUAUAUUUACUAGGACUUUCCUAUUGAUAAAAUAAAUGGGAGAAUUGAUCUCUUUAGUGUAACAGCUAAGCGCAUCGCAUUUGCACAUAGCAGACCCGAGAUUGACUCCCGUGUAGGGACGAUAUUUGAUCGUGAACCUCGGUAUUUCUGGUGGAAAGUUAAACCCCUCUCAGCCCGGGUUGGCCCCUAAACUGCGUUGAUGCGGGCAUUAAAAGAGUGACAGAAUAAAAUUGACUCACAUGCAAACAUGUACAUGGAUAGUGAUUAUUACAUAAUUGUCAAAAGAAAGGUUAUUAGUGCAGAAUGUCCAAAUUGAACUUGAAUUCGUAACUUUGUUCUUCUUUAUCAAUUUGGACAUUCUGUCACUUGCUAUCAGCAGUCAAAACAACAACAAACAAGAAACAUGAUGGGUUCCUCGUCUAAAUGUGCACGGCUUCCUUUGUUCUGUAUGUUUCAGAUUUUGUGUAAAAACAGAUCUGAUAUAAAGCGUCAAACACCAGAACCCCCACCUCAAACAAAAAUGCACGCCUUAUUUCUGGCUGAGGACAUCCGACUAAAAGGCAAGUUAGAGUAAGCUAUUGCAGCUGGCAGUCAUUUCAAAGAUGAAACAUACAGAGGUUGUUUUCUUUGACCCAAGAACAAUUUUGACGACGAGAAAUCUGUAAUGCUUACAGGGUCGUUGAAUCAUUUUUCAGGAUCUCAAAAUGCAAUAGCUCAUAUUUAGUUUUCACAAGCACUGUUAGAAGCGUCCAACCCUCAUGCAACUUUUCCAAGUCAAAUAUGGGGCAAUAACCUUUAUGAAGAUCUGUGUGCAAUAAUUAAUAACGAGACUUUAACAUUGAGAAGCGUCGUGGUUUAUUCAGUCUGGCAUUCAAGCUUGGCAAAGAGGUAUACAUUGUGCCCUCUCAAGAACGCUUCUCAAAGUCAGCACUUCGUACUACGAGCAGAAAUGUUUGUAUUUGACAAUGUAAAAAAGGUGCAGGGUAUGGGUGCUGUUGGGUGGAAGAACCGAAAAAAAAAUGUUCUCCUUAAUAAAAACGACAGGUUCACUCUGUACAUGUUUGCUUUCUACGUAAUGGCGACGAAACUUGAAGUCCCCCGACCAUGCCAUCAAACGUAUGGCAUUGUUUCAGUUGUUUCAUUUGUUGUAUUCGUUGUAGUUCGCGGUAGUGUCAUUUAUUGUUGUUAUUGUUCGUUGUAUAUAAAUAUGACGUCACACUUUUUAUGUACUGAUCCUCUUCUCGUCACUAAGCAGCCAAGUUGUUGAAAAUAUGGAAUGAUUUUAAGUAUAGUCUAACCUCACAUCGACUUGCAGCACUGUCGCAGGUCUUUUUUAAAACUCUGUAAGUGUUUACUAUUAAUAUUAUAAUUACUAUUAUUGGUACAUGAUUAUGCAUCUGUGAGAUUAAAUGAAAGAAUCUGUUUUGGGUACGUGUGCAUACGUUUUCGUGGUUUGUGCCAGCUUGUGCUUGUGUGAAAGUACAUUAAUUUCAAACGGAGGUAUGGAACCUAUCUGUUAUAUUUCUACUUCAAUUUGCUUUAACAAAAGUUUGAAAAAAUGACACACAGAAUGAAAGACUACGUCUUAGAAAAAAGUGAGACAUUUUAUCUCUUUUGAUAGAAUGAUUACGUGUGUUUUCCUGAAAGUUAGCGUGAACAAGUCAGACUGUGUAUUUAUGUGUAUAUGAUUAUGUAUGUUUACCUAGGUAUGUAUUGGAUAAGUGCAUUUGUAUAUACGGGUGUGUUUCUGUAUAUGUGUGUGAGUGUGUGUAGGUGUGUAUGUGUGUGAUUGUGUGUGUGUGUGUGUGUGUGUGAAUGUGUGUGUGUGUUGUUGUUUUUCUCUUUAUGUGUUUGCGCCUGGUAUAUCGGUCUAUACGGGAGAUGUGCAUGUAAUGAACAUUAUGUAUGUAUUCAUAUUAUGAUUAGGGUUUAAGAUUAUUGCCUUUUUGUGUUUUUGGCUUGCACCUGCUAUUUACCUUGGUUUUACUCAAUUCUGAAAUUUGGAAAAGUCUCAAAUAAAAUCAUAUUGCGCCGAACAGGGCCAUUUCUUGCUGCAUGGACAUCUUUAAGUUAAAAUCAGAUAAUACUUUACGUUUAGACUCUAUUUUUGUUUGUGGCUUAGAGUCAUUUUAUGGUCAAUAGAAAUAUUUGCUUCCUACUAACACUGCAAUACGUUUUUCACUUAUAUAUAGUAUGACUUGUAGCAGUAAAUACAAUAACUGCAAUAUUUAUAAUUUUGCACACUCUUAGUUUAACAACUAAUGGUUUGUUCAUGUCGUUUAUUUCAUUGUCAAAGGUGUUUCUGAAAAGUAAGAUACAACAAAGACUUGGUACGACCAAAACGUAUCAUUAUAAUCCAAAAUAACAGAGUGGGGAAAUGACUCUACUGUACCAGUCUCGCUCUAUACUGCUACCACGGAGACGAAAGGAAUAAUAUUGUUCUCGAAGGGCACGAGUUCAGAAACUCUGGUAUGAAUAGGCUGUCAAGGGAACAUCUCCACUCUCGCUGACCCCGGAACGAUAGUGUCAUCAGUUUGGAACCGUUUCCCGGAUGUAUACAGAUAUGUCGUUGACGAGACUAUAGUAAAUAUUAAGAUGAAAGAUUUUCAACAGAGCUAUUGAAUUAAAGUGUUAAAACGUUAUAUCGAGUAUACUGGCUAAAGUCUUUGGUCUGUUCUGGCUUCGAAUGUGGCUUGGAAAUCUAUGAUUCUGUUGCUUAGGUGUCUCAGAUCUUUCCAGCAAACAGUUCCCUCUCAUAAAAUGCCAGUUUAGCACCUAUUUAUCACGUUUGCACUCCCUGUUCUAAUGAAGGGGGUAUUUUAAUCCUUUCAAUGUUUUCUCCAGCUUCUUCAUGACUCUGGUUGAUUCAUAAAAGGCCCGUCUUGAAGAAUCAUUGUACUCGGCUCUUCAAGGAACCUCAGUACUCUUGUGUCCGCUGAUUGCUAAUUAAAAUACAACAAAAAAGUCAUUGUUCCGUUUAAGUGGGAGGGGGGGGGGUUCGUCGGUGGUGUACAGAGCUCGCAUUGUGAUUUGACCUCCAUGCCGCUCUCUGCUCUUUAAACGCAGCCGUCCUUGUGAGCUAUUCACAUAAUGCAUUCGCUCAGUAUUGAGACAGAUGCCACAGAAACAAGAUGUACUGCAUGUGCCCUUCUAAUUUUCGCCGACAGAUUUGACAAUAGUUUGCACUUUCAUCGUUGUUUGCCCUUUUGUACCUUACUUUUCGGAUACCCCCUGAACGUGCGCGUAAUUUCGGUAAUUGCGACAUCCCGACCCAAGGUCCAGGAUUCCAAAUAGUAAUUUUGCUUGUCACUCGUUAUUGCCUGUUUAGGAACUGGGUGUAUUUGUUUUUUUCUUGUCACGCAAUGUGGAGUUGUCUCUUAUCCAGUUGUAAAAACGACUUUUUAUAAUUUUUUACCCUAACAAUGUUAAAAUUAUAUCUUGCUGUCAACAAGAAUCCGUAUUUAACUAUACCGUCUUAUAAGUACUGCAAUUAAAUGAUUAUGAUCUUUUCAGGAAAAAAAUGGGGUUAUGCAUUAAACACGAAUAGCGUUUUUGUUUUGUUUUGUUUCUUUUUUGUGGUGUAUUUUUAAGUCGGAGCUCGAUGACAAAAAGAGUAAAACUUUUGAGAUACUGUUUGCUGUCCAGUCACAGCUCUGCCAGAAAAGUUUAAACGAAAAUUAAACUCGUCAUCUCCUGCUUGUAAAACCUAUAUAGUUCUAGCUGCAGUAUUUGUAGCUAUUUUUGUUGUUUUUUUAUUUGUCGCUUGAUUUUCCAAAACUUUUUUUUUAAGGCGUACUACCUCGACUUUUUAAAAACACAUCAAUGUUUUAUUGGUUCCUGAUAUUACGUGACUAGCGAUGUUCUUUUUUUACAGCAUUGCUAAACGAUGCGUUUAUGAAAUGUGCAUAAGCGAUACUUGUUUCUCGAUGUGUAUUCCCAUUUGUAAAUAGUAUAAUUUGUAUUACACUUGUUUUCUUUGAAUUUUUAUCUUCACUUGACGCAUGGGUUAGGUGUUUUCGCAAAUUGUUUCUGACUUUUGAAUGUCACUUGCUUGAGCAAGUUUUUAAGUAAGGCCCAAGUGUACAUGUUAGUUGUCAAGACAAAAAAUAUGAUAACUGAUCUAUUUGUUUUUGUCUACAAACUUUAUUUAUUCUUAUAAGCAUUCAAAAAUGGCCCUACCAAACAUGAAACAGCUUUUUAUUUAAUGUGUGUUUGAAGUAAAUAUCUAAAACCUUUCUAAUUUUCAAAAAAUUACAGUUUCGUAUGAUGUCAAUUCAUUUUGCUUGUGGGACAUGGUAAUACUGUCAAAGGCGAUGCUUUGCUGUCAGCAUAGACAUCGACUGUCGUGAGCUCGGCCAGCUGAAAUUUCCCUAAAGUGGAGAGCAGACUUGUCCAAUUUUGCAAAGGAUAUUCCCGUAUCAUAAGUGAUUAGAUCAGAUUUUCCUGAAAAGAUGCAAAUUCAGUUGAGUGUAAUCAAGUUGAAGAAAAGUAGAAUUAGUGAUUUAUUUCUCAGCCACAUCGCGAUCGAUUUUUGUAUUCUUUUAAUUCUUGAAAUGCCAUCAUUUGCCUCCCACGAGAAAUAAGGCAUGACAAAAAAUAUUUGCACACACAAAGGAGACUUUAGUCUCCCACGUCAACAUGUUUUUAGGACAAAUGACACACCUCUUUUACUAAAAUUUUUCUUAUAAAAAACCAAAGUUUCUCUUCGCAAAAGUUUUCUGUCUUUUGUGUACAUGACUUGGUAGUAUGGGAAACGAGUACAUGUACUAUGCUGAUGGCUUAGAGCACGACGACGACGACGACAAAGUUCCAAGUUUAUCAUUACUGAUUUCAUUCAGCUUAAUAGUCUUUAUCUGGCCAUAUAGUUGGACAAGUUCACUCUUCAGUUAUGUAAAGCUAAUCUUUUAAUAGCUGAGUGACCAAUAGCAUACUGAAAUACUGAGUUCAGAGGAAGGCAAGCCGUAUAAGUAGAAUCUAAAAAUCGAGAUUGCGUUUUCUGUUGUCUCGUGAAGCAUUUGCUGGCUUUUGUCUAAAAUCUGCGCUAACGGUGUUGACAGGGAAAUCGUUCUCUUUGUGAACAGUACAUUGUCCAUUGAUUACAAUUUCAAGAUUUUCACUUGAUGACACAAUAAUUCUCGAUUAAUUCAGGUUGUAUAAAUAAAGUGAUACGAAAUGGC
Messenger RNA from Aplysia californica (California sea hare), 6767 nucleotides. Its product is annotated as zwei Ig domain protein zig-8. Lineage: Eukaryota; Metazoa; Mollusca; Gastropoda; Aplysiida; Aplysiidae. The record is from RefSeq and is a predicted model, not a curated record. Gene Ontology annotation, biological process: synapse organization. Gene Ontology annotation, cellular component: neuron projection membrane.